Molecule: messenger RNA, 1014 nt
Organism: Sciurus carolinensis (gray squirrel)
Lineage: Eukaryota; Metazoa; Chordata; Mammalia; Rodentia; Sciuridae
Product: nuclear receptor subfamily 5 group A member 2-like
Exons: 1
Biological process (GO): hormone-mediated signaling pathway; tissue development; regulation of transcription by RNA polymerase II
Cellular component (GO): RNA polymerase II transcription regulator complex
Molecular function (GO): nuclear receptor activity; RNA polymerase II cis-regulatory region sequence-specific DNA binding
Source: RefSeq, a predicted model, not a curated record
AACAACAUCCAUUCUGCCUCCAAAGGCCUACCUCUGAACCAUGCUGCCUUGCCUCCUACAGACUAUGACAGAAGUCCCUUUGUAACAUCCCCCAUUAGCAUGACAAUGCCACCUCAUGGCAGCCUGCAAGGUUACCAAGCAUAUGGCCACUUUCCUAGCCGGGCCAUCAAGUCCGAGUACCCAGACCCCUACACCAGCUCACCCUACACCAGCUCACCCGAGUCCAUCAUGGGCUAUUCCUACAUGGACAGUUACCAGACAAGCUCCCCGUCGAGCAUUCCACAUCUGAUACUGGAACUUUUGAAGUGUGAGCCUGAUGUGCCUCAAGUUCAAGCCAAAAUCAUGACCUAUUUGCAGCAAGAACAGGCUAACCGAAGCAAGCACGAAAAGCUGAGCACAUGUGGGCUUAUGUGCAAAAUGGCGGAUCAAACCCUCUUCUCCAUUGUUGAGUGGGCCAGGAGUAGUAUCUUCUUCAGAGAACUUAAGGUUGAUGACCAAAUGAAACUGCUUCAGAAUUGCUGGAGUGAGCUCUUAAUCCUCGACCACAUUUACCGACAAGUGGUACAUGGGAAGGAAGGAUCCAUCUUCCUGGUUACUGGGCAACAAGUGGACUAUUCUACAAUCGCAUCUCAAGCCGGGGCAACCCUCAAUAACCUCAUGAGUCACGCACAGGAGCUAGUGGCAAAACUUCGCUCCCUACAGUUCGAUCAACGAGAGUUUGUGUGUCUGAAAUUCUUGGUGCUCUUUAGUUUGGAUGUCAAAAACCUCGAGAAUUUCCAGUUGGUAGAGGGUGUCCAGGAACAAGUCAACGCCGCCCUGCUGGACUAUACCAUGUGUAACUACCUGCAGCAAACAGAGAAUUUGGGGCAGCUACUUCUGCGACUCCCCGAAAUCCGGGCCAUCAGCAUGCAGGCUGAGGAAUACCUCUACUACAAGCACCUGAAUGGGGACGUGCCCUACAAUAACCUUCUCAUUGAAAUGUUGCAUGCAAAAAGAGCAUGUUAUAACCCCUAG